Lasiosphaeria miniovina is the source of this 1263-nucleotide messenger RNA. Its product is annotated as cytidine deaminase-like protein. Bases 1 to 1263 code for a protein of 420 amino acids. The transcript is spliced from 3 exons. Gene Ontology annotation, molecular function: tRNA-specific adenosine-34 deaminase activity. NCBI's taxonomy places the organism in Eukaryota, Fungi, Ascomycota, Sordariomycetes, Sordariales, Lasiosphaeriaceae. Gene Ontology annotation, cellular component: nucleus; cytoplasm. The record is from RefSeq and is a predicted model, not a curated record.
AUGCCCCGCAACGCGCAGGCCUGUGCCUGCCCGCAGUUGAUUUCUCUUCACGCCUCAAUAGUCAAGGAGUUCGUGCAAGGCGAAGUUGACCAAGGCAUCUUAAUCCCGCUGAAGACGGCGUCUGAGCUGGGGGACAACUUUACGACGGACAAUUUCUUGAUCACUCGUGCGCCUGUCAAGGCUGCAAACUUGGCCAUCAGCAAGCUUCGCGAACUGCUCCACGAUGACGUCGUUAAAGGCUACCCUCAUCUUCGCAGAUGUGCCAAGCCUUGCGACCUUCCGGCGCACCUCAAAUGCAAAUACAUGAACGACACGCCAGAGGGCCGCCACAUCCACACGGGCAAGUCGACGUGGAUCUACAUCAUAUGCGGCCCCGAGUCGGAGCUGGACCGCGGCGCCCUUGAAGCGAAGCUCCGCGAGCUCGAGGAGUUUGAGGUCGGGGUGUUCAUUGCCAGCAUCGUCGUGCCCCUGGUCGCCCCAAAUUCUCAGAUGCAGGCGGCCAUGUGGUCCCAGCACUUCUGGCCCACCGUCUACCGGAAGAACAAUCCAAUCGGGCCGCACCCGGCCAUGCUAGCUCGGAGCACAGAGGAGAUUGACGGCGAUACUUCGGUCUGGAUGAUGAUGGCGCAGCAAGUCGCCAUUGAGUCGCAUGACGCUGGAUACGGCGAGCCCGUUGGCGCCUGCAUCAUCAAGCGCGACGAUGAAGGACAUCCCGUUGUCGUUGCCCUUGCUGCGGAUGCUCGCUGGAUUGGCCACGACCGUGGAGCUGGAGAAACCGGUAACGUGAUGGCGCAUGCCGUAAUGCGUCUCGUCAGCAUGGUUGCUCAGAAGCUUAAACGAGUCGAAAAUAAAGAGAAUGGCACCGUGCCCGAGGCCCCCGAGGAGCUCUUGUUUGAUGCGUUUCAGGACGCCCCGAUUCUCGAGGCGGAACAGAAGAUCUUCCAGCUAGACCACCCAUGCCCCAAUGGAUAUUUGUCGCACGGCCUCGAGCUGUACGUGACGCACGAGCCUUGCGUCAUGUGCUGCAUGGCCAUCCUUCAUUCUCGCAUGGGCAAGGUCGUCUUUCGCUACCGCCAGCCGCUCACCGGCGGACUGUGCGCCGAGCACCGCGGCGACGGUCAUCCGGCUCUAGCGGGAGCAGACGGCGGCCAGGGGCUUGGACUGUUCUGGCGCAGGGAGCUCAACUGGAGCCUGAUAGCCUGGGAGUGGGAAUCGCCCAUCACCUUCAAGAUGUUGGAUGUGGACGCGGCCAUCCACAUUUAG